AUGCGCCGACACCGCUUCACCCACUCCGCCACGCCGCCGUCCCGCCGCGUCGUGCCCCCAUCCCGCCACGCCGCUGACCCGCCGUCUCGCCACGCCGCGGACCCAACGUCCGCCCGAGCCGCCCCGCCGCUCCGGCCACGCCGCGUCGGCCCGCCCAAGCCGCGACGCGCCGGCCGCGCCCCCGUCCACCCGAGCCACCCCGCUGCUCCGGCCACGCCACGCCGGCCUGCCCAGGCCGCGCCCCGGCUGCGCCGCGCCGCCCGGCCGCACCGCGUGGCCCGCCACUGGAGCGUCCCCGACCUGAGGAGGGCCUCGGCCGGCCUCCGGUCGCCCCGGCCGCCGCCGUCGUGCUCCUCCCAAUGGGAGAAGGGGCGAGCACUCCGUCGUCGAACCGUGACGCAAUUCGUCUGCACCAACACGCGCGUCAUCGCCUCGCCCGCCAUCGAGCCCUAG
Messenger RNA from Panicum virgatum (switchgrass), 453 nucleotides. RefSeq lists its product as uncharacterized. The transcript has 2 exons. The record is from RefSeq and is a predicted model, not a curated record. Lineage: Eukaryota; Viridiplantae; Streptophyta; Magnoliopsida; Poales; Poaceae. The coding region runs from base 1 to 453 and encodes 150 amino acids.